Messenger RNA from Solea senegalensis (Senegalese sole), 2965 nucleotides. It is a transcript of the gene msto1, whose product is annotated as misato mitochondrial distribution and morphology regulator 1. The transcript is spliced from 14 exons. The coding region runs from base 276 to 2030 and encodes 584 amino acids. Lineage: Eukaryota; Metazoa; Chordata; Actinopteri; Pleuronectiformes; Soleidae. The record is from RefSeq and is a predicted model, not a curated record. Gene Ontology annotation, cellular component: cytoplasm. Gene Ontology annotation, biological process: mitochondrion distribution.
AUAAAGUAUGUAAAAUAAAUAUCCGUGUGACGGAUGUUUACACCACAUGUGAGACUACGGCACGGUGAAACCCAACUAUCAUCCUUGUUACCUCUACAUCCAAUCUUAAUUCGCCCUGCUUUCCUCUCAGCCAAUAGAAUUCCCGCAUGUUCUAGAAUGCCCGCCCCUCCGCUAGUCUGUCGCUGUCCUCUCCGGCGUUGUCAUCUCCAAACAUGUCCAACAUGUCCACACAGAGGACAUAAACCAUUCAAAAUUGUUUGUUUGAUCCCGUCACGAUGAGCGGCGUCUGUAGAGAAGUCGUCACUCUUCAGCUCGGACAUUAUUCGAACUUUGUCGGGACUCACUGGUGGAAUUUACAGGAUGCGUCUUUAUCAUACGACCCGGAGACACCGCCUGGUGAGAUCCAGAGCGAUGUCAUGUUUCGUGAAGGUCAGACUCUGGGCGGACACGUCACCUACACGCCUCGCCUCAUUGCCAUGGAUCUCAAAGGAAGUUUGCAGACUCUGCGACAGGAAGGACAUCUGUAUGACGCGGGCAAAGACACGUCUGCUGUCACAUGGGAGGGAAACCUAAGGAUGCACAAACAAAGUCCACCAGCAAAGAACAGCUUUCUAGAAGAGCUGGACAAGUUUGACAAAGGAGAGAAUCUCACAGAGGUUGGUUUCUCCUCACAACCUCAGCACUCAGCAAGUUCAGUGAGUGUGGACACGGUCAACAGUCACCUGGCUAAAGUGCAGAAGCACUACAGACUGGAGGGCAACGUGAAGGUGUGGUCCGAUUUCCUCAGGAUCCACCUUCACCCUCGCACCAUCUCUGUCAUCCACCAGUACAACCAUGACGGGGAGGCUCAUCGGCUUGAGGCGUUUGGUCAGGGAGAGUCUCUCCUGCAGGGGGCACUGCUCGAGAACCUUGAGGACAGACUGCACUUCUUCAUCGAAGAGUGCGAUUAUCUUCAGGGUUUCCAGGUGUUGUGUGAUAUGGCCGAUGGCUUCGCGGGCCUGGGGUCAAAGGUCACAGAGAUGCUACAGGACUCGUAUGGUGGAAGAGGAAUCCUCACCUGGGGUUUAGCACCUGUCAGUCACCCAGACUCGACUCCAGUGAAGGACUUGUAUCAUCUGCUGAACUGCACGUUAGCGACGGCCCACCUAGCCAAUCACAGCUCCUUCUUCUGUCCUCUGACUCUUCGUGGUGGACUCGGGAGACGACCCUCGUCCCCCAUAACUUUCCCUCACCUCAAUUAUGACGCGUCACUGUGGUUUCACUCCAGCGCCGUCUUGGCUCUGGCCUUGGACGCUCUCACUGUGCCUUACAGGCUGAGAAACAACAGUGUCCCCAUGUGGCAGGUGGCCGAAACGCUGGCCGUUUCGGGCAGAAAGGUGGUGGCUGCGUACGGCGCGGUCCCCUUUCCCAUGACACACGGCAGCACUCUGCCCAGCGCUCUGAGUGCCUGCUCAGACGCUCUGCCGUGGAAACCUCUGUCCGCCUGCUCUGAACUAGGCGAUGGUCGAUGCUACGGACAGUGGACGAUGCUCAGAGGCUACGAAGGACAGAGACUCAUCAGCUCUUUGACUCCGGGGACUAAACCUCCCACUCCCCUGCACAGUCUCUACAGCGGGGAAGACGUCCUGUCGUCCUACAUCAGAUCUUUCUACCCUUCUUCUCCUCUCGCUCUGCAGCUGGUGUCCACUCCCAGUAGACUGACGCCACCUUUCCCUCAGAUUUUCAGUUCGUCCAUAAAUCCUCAAGGUUUCCUGCAGAGUCAGCCUCCUUUACCUUCCUCCUCUGUGGUUUCGUCCGUUCCUGUCAUGGCGUCCCUCCAGUCGGGCCCAGCGCUCGGCUCCUGGCUGUCGCAGCUGCAUGGUGGCGUCAGUGCGUUCGACCUCCGCCGCGUGGCCCCCAGCUUCCUGUCCCAAGGGCCUGAAAUAGCCGACUACGAGGAGGCCCUGGAGCAGCUGCGCAUCAUGGCCCGGUGUUACCGCGAUGACGGUGGCGGGACGACGCGCUCUUCCUCCGAAGAGGAUGACGACUGAUGUUGUGACCUGCGCGUCUUCAGACAGAUGAGUGCUGGAUUGCACAACAGGAAGAGGACAGUUUCUCUGAGGCUGAAAUAGAAGCAUGGGGAGCAAAGAUGAUACAUUUGUAUGGGGUGAGAUAACUUCACACAUACUCGGUUGGGAUUUAUUCAACAUGAAUAGGAAUUGGCAACCGUGGUAAUAUAAUUCAAAAAGUUAUGAGAAAAUAAAUACACAUGCGAAGUGCAAUUUUACGAUUGUGGGUUCUUUAUUGUGAAUAUGAAUCUACAGUUGUCGCAUAACUGUCAAAAUACGCCACAGGGGCCAUUGAUUUCACACACUGCGCAUGCAUUCACAGCUAGUGCUGAGAUAAACGAGGUGGAAGCAUGGAUGCAUUAUGAGAACUGGAUCGAGCUCCGCCCCCUUGGCUACGUUCAUUUCUAUGGAGCUGCUCACCCAGCACAUAGGCCAGAAAAGUUUCUGACUUCUGGGUUUAUUUCCGGGUCAUGCGGCCCAUAGAGCAUACGCAGUAGUGUUACUCGAGGGGCAUCAUUAAUGUAAGACCUGUUUAGUUUAUAGCUAAAACAAAGACGAGGUAUUAUCUCAGGCCUGUAUAAAGGGCUUAUAAACAUGAAAACACACUCGACCCUUAUACAUUAAAACAAAAUGGGAAAUGGAAGGAGGAAUAGAUAAAACAGAGGAAGAAUGGAUAACAAUAUGAGCAUAUUAAUGGAAAUGUAGGGUCUCAGAGAGCUGGAGGGUAUUUGGUUGGAAAAGCCUGAUAAGAUAUUUUAUUACACCUUAACAAAAAUCUCACUAUGACGGUAACUCUGUAAUGUUAUUAUAACGUAUUGGAAGGGAAUGCAUACUACAAUACCAGAGAUUUUUGGAAGGCAAUUGCCUCUGGAAUGGAAAGUUUUAUUAUUUUUGGACUCAUGCUCAAUGAUGGAAAA